UACAGCAAUACAGCGGCGACACCGCAGUGCACUUCCCGCCAAAGACCUCCUGCGAGUCGCACGGUUUCACGGCGCCAACUGAUGCUCCAGCCCAAUAGCCAGGGUCAUGGGAGCUACUUCGAGGCGUUCAAGCGUCGAAGCAAUGUGACCCUCGACGCUGCACAGAGAGACAAAAUGCUCACGGAUCGAGGUGCUUAUCUCAACUUCCUCGAGAUUCAGCUUGAGAGAGUGUCGGCGGCAUGCAUCACGAGCCAGCACUUCGGAAGUAGAAUUGACGCCGCCACUGCCAAGGCCACAGCCGCGGAAGAGAAGGUAAUGAGCGCCACCAAGCUUGUCCGCCUGGCGCAGACGUACAGCGAAGAGCAGGGAAAGGAGCAAGGGAGGAUCAAUGACGCCAUGGAAAUACGGCUCGAGAGCCUGGAGCAACAGAUCGACGCCGUAAGCGCCGCCGUGGACGACGCUGCUAUGGCACAAUCUAACGAUUUAAACGUCGGUACCUGUAUGGGCGAUGAUGGUAUUACCUCCGCCAGACACCCCCCCGUCUAUCCGCCGGGCCUUCAUGAAAUCAACACGGCCGGUCUCUCAGAGUGGAUGACAGGAGUAGAUAAGCAACUAGAAGAUCUGCGGAAUCUCGUCUCCGCCCAGAUUACAACAGGCAGUGGCAGCAGCAGCGGCGAAGGAGGGGGAGACGGCGGGUCGAAGGCUGCAGCAGCAAUUGGUAGCUCGCCGCGGUCGGAGGAUGACAUGGAGGAGGCAACAGCAGUCCCAGAGACCAAAACGGCAGCGGCAGCGACCGCAAGGGAUGAGUGCGCUAGAAUCGAAGAACGUGUACGUCGUCUUGAAGAGGCUAUAGGAGAGACGAGCCCGGGCGCGGGGCACAGCGGCGGAGACUCUUCGCUGCUGUCGCCGGCUACAACAGUGGUCGACCAACACGACCGUGGCCGUCGUCUAGAGCGCUGUGCCGAGCUUGCCCGCGAAGGGCUUACCCGCAGUCGCAGUGCAAGCCGCAGUCCGGUCCGUCGCAGCCCGUCCGCACCACCACCGGCGACGGAGAUCGUGGCGGCGCCUCUUGCCAGCGAUGCUGGCACUCUAACGGUGGAAGCCGGCAAAGAUGCCUUGCUGGGAGCCGUGGAAGAUGGUGCCGCUGUUGCGCGGAGGGCCAGCGAGGUGGCGGAAGAGGCACUCAAAGCUGGGAGAGAGGCGAUCGAGCGGUCCGAGAGGACCGAGAACCUGGCGAAGACCAUCGCCGUGAGAUCGUUCAAGCUCGCAAAGGAGAGGCACGAGGAAGUCACCACUGUCCUCGAUCGUUUGGGUGAUGAUAUUUGCAGAAAGGGUGACCGCAUCGUUCGUUGCCGUCCGAGGUCGGCGGGGGAAUCUCUGGUAGACGGCGCCGACUCCGCGAGACCGGCAGGCACGAGCGGGAUGACGCCGUCCGCUGGUGCGGCUGGGGGCCGCCGAGGCCGCUGCAGGCGCGCCGUUUCCGCCACCCCUGAAGAGCGUCGUCGUUCGGCGAAGGCGCGCAGGGGGGACGCUCGCGGGUUCGGCCGGCAAGCGCUGCACGAUGUCGAGAGGGCUACGGAGGAGCUUGCUGUUGCCCAAGACCCCGGCGGCGGUGACACCGGCGCCCAUCGCUCCGUGCGCGAGAUACUGGAAAUCCUUGAGAACUCCUCGUUCGCCGACAGCGACAACGGAAGGAGAAUAGCUCUGGGCGCCGCUCGCACGGCGCUCGAGUCGAUCCUGAGGGAGGCCUCCCCGGGACCGCCGCCGGACCGUGGGAUUGGGCGGCGGCCGCGCGCGGCGCAGGCAAGGCCGGGGGCUGUCCUCGCUGGAGACGGAGGAAAUGAAGGACGGAAAACCGAUGAGCUGCGAGAAGCGAUCCGGGGGGCCGUGACCAUCCUCUCUGGUAUCGGUGGUGGCGGUCCAAACGUGCAGGGAAAAGAAGACACCCGGCAGCGUCAUCCUUCUCGGUGCUCGCGGCUCGGCAGGAGACCCGGGUCCCGCCUACCAAAGUCGCGGGAUCGCCUCCCAACGACGCCGCCGCCUCGGAGGUGCCGUGACGGCAAGCGGCACGCGGAGAGCUACUGGGUUCCUCCGGGAAGUAUCCCUUGCAAGGUUGGGGAGCGACGUGGAGGGUUGACGCACCACGUCCGGGUUCCUGUAGAAGUUUCCGGCGACGAGGGGGGGGACGAAGUCGGGGCGGUUGCUGAUGUCGUCAGUAAGCGGUGACCCGGCCCCCCUCGUGGGCUGUGUGUGUAAUGGUUGAUUUCUCUAGGUUCAACUUUUAUCAUUUUUUCAUCGUCGCACGAAAAGUCGAUGUUGUUCGUGCCCUCCCCGAGGAUCGACUUGGAGCCCUUGGCGUUUGGGUCCCGUCAACACAUGGAUUGCGCCGAAGAGGUUGUUCAAUAUAGUGUCUGAUAGUUAGCAUGCAAUGCUGUCCAAAGAGAUUAGUCAACAAGCAAGCGAGCCUUAACCAGGGUCUUCAGGGAUUUGCAAUGUGUGCGUGUCAAUACGUUUACACUGAAGAACGGUCCGACUCGUGUGCAGGCAGUGACAACGCGGUAAAUUCAU
Ectocarpus sp. CCAP 1310/34 is the source of this 2568-nucleotide messenger RNA. The record is from the annotation of a GenBank genome assembly. NCBI's taxonomy places the organism in Eukaryota, Phaeophyceae, Ectocarpales, Ectocarpaceae.